CUUUUGCGCCUGCGCACUGUGCGCAAAACAUCUCUUCGGCUGACGAAGGGUCGAAGAGAGACAUCGCUUAUGCAAAUCUUUGGCAUCGAAACAAGAUAAAUCACGCCAAACAUACUGGCAGGAAUCAUGGGGAGUGUGUUCCUGCCAGCAAAUUCAGCCCACUCGGUGCUGAGGCGGCUGCGGAGGGCCAACUUCCUGCUAGAGGAGAUGAAACUUGGGAACAUUCAGAGAGAAUGCCGUGAGGAGGUGUGCACCUACGAGGAGGCCCGAGAAGCUUUCGAGAACGAUGAGAAGACGAAGCGAUUCUGGGAGGAAUAUGUUCGGGAAAGCAGUCCACCAGGUGGUUUGGACUCCAUGGUCGGCGGGGCUCAAUCUCUCUACCUGAUCGUGCCGCUGCUGCUGAUCGGGCUCAUCGUCAUCGCCGUCGCCAUCAUUGCCUGGCGUUGCCACUCCCGCAAGCGCUCGCAGCGCAGCCCAGGCCUGGGGCACUCGCAUCAUAACCACGUCCUGUCUGUGGUCUCCAUGGACCAGUGGGGGAGGGAUUACCAUCAUGGUGACCAAUCAGAACUCAGCAUCCACAGCAGCCCGGCCUAUCCAGGUUCUGAGAUCACGUUGGGGAGAGGAAAUGCAGGCGAUCCGCCGCCGUCAUACGAAGAGGCUGUGGGCCACACAGAUGUCCAGAUAGAGACAGAGCCGCCUCCUCAGUAUGAAGAUAUAGUGAACUCCAGCUCCGGUAGAAUCAGCAGUGGUCAAAGGAAGUGAAAACGUCUCAAACUAAAGCCCUGACCUACGUGAAGACCAUGUUAUUGUUUAGCAGUGUUUCUACUGUGGUAUCACCAGCCUUCAACAUUCAACACGCAGCAAGCACACACAUUUCAGUGGACUGAUGCAAACUUUCCCGGUGCCAGUUCUGUUGAAAUUUGCACAAACCUUUUCAUCAUCAAGGUGAAGUAAUGCAUAAGGGAUUACGUGAUACUGUAAUGCCAAAACCAAACAACACCUCGUGAAGGAUAAAAGGGUUUUAUUUCUAUAAUUCAGACCAGCGUAUAUGAGGGUUGGAUUGAUGCUUCUUGGAGGAUCAGUGCCAAACUAUCGAGACUUAUGUAGGCAAAAGUACAUUAUUUCAACCUUUCUUUUCCUUAAUAUCUAGAUAUCUGUUUUUUGUCCAAACACAUAUAGAGUCAGACAUGUUUGUGGACUUUAGACAGGUCUUGGACUUGGAUUAGGUGAUCUUGGCUGAUAAUCCCUGGUAAAGAUGUGUAAAAAGCUUUAAACUAAAUGCUCGUUUCAUUCCAGCACAAUAACCUAGCAUUGGAAGAUUGAGAAAAAGUUAACCUUUAAUUUGAUUACAUUUAUUCAGUGUAAAAAAAAGUUGUUAAGAGAUAAUAAUUGUUAUCAUAGCCACUGAUCAUUGGUACCUUUUGUGCCAGUAUAAAUCACAAACAUCAAGUAAAACACAUGUAUAAAAAACACAAGGAAAUUACCUAAAUACAAUUUUGAAAAUGUGCUAAUUUUUAAAAGAGAUACCAGUGUCCAAAUAUAGUAGGCUUAGGAAUAGAGCCCCUCAGGGACCUGCCAGGGAAGUAGGAAGAUAAGCCAUGUAAUGUUCUUACAGUGAAAAGGAGGAACUUGGUGUGAACUUUGAAAUUGAUGGCAAGCCAGUUUAACUGGUAAAACUGUUGAGGUGAGAGCUGUAUUUAAAAAUUGGUUGAUGGGGUAAUAAUCUUCUCUCACAUACACAGUUGGAGCACACAGAGGGAGAAAUGUGAAACAGACCCACAGAUUCCCAGACCGUCCACCGUUAGGAACGGUGUGUAAAAGAAUUUGUGUAAAAGCUCUCAUGUGCUUUUACGCACAUUCAUUCUCCGCUUUAUUCCAAACCUAUUUUUCUUUUUGGUUUUUUUGCCCAAAAAACUUAAUCUCAGUCUUAUCUGAUUAAAUUCCUGGUAAAAUCCCCAAAUCAACUAGCAAUAGACACACAGUUACAUAAGACGGGGAAAUUCCGAUGUCAGUAAGAGGUCCAGUUUUAGGUUUUGUAAUGUCUUUGAUGACUUAGUACCAACAGCAGUUUGUAUGACAGGAACGGCAUCACUCUCAACCAGUUUACAUGUAAAUAGACUCUAAUAAGUGUUAUGGAGACUGACAACCCUAAUGUGUCCCUCUUUGCUCCACUUAUCUGACUGUAAAUUUUACAGAGAAGAUAUGGGUUUCCGUUAAGCUUAGUUGCCAGUUACAAAAGGAAAUGGGUCUCUGUGUCAAAUAAUGUUUUUAUCCCAGAGGAAUAGGUGUAGGUUACCAAUUAGGACCUCCUCACUUAACAUACAAUUUAAAUAAAUGCUUCACUUACAUUUUUUUAUUGAUAUUAGUAUGGGUAAAUGUUUUUUCUCUGCUAAAUGCUUUGAUUUAAUUGUUAGAUUCAGCUAAAUAUUUCAGUGUUAGAUUCUGCUACUGCAUUAACUAGCAAUAAUUAUUGUAUGGCUUUUUACACAACUUUGCCAGGGAUGCUUAGAAAUGUUUCUAUUUGUGUUUUAAGGGAAUGACAGCAAAAGGCAAACGUUUUUCUACCUUUUAACUUCUGAAACUCUUCUGGUGGCAGAAAGGUGGCUUUUCUGCUUGAACUGACUGGAAAUGAAAGGUAGCCCGUCACAUUUUAUUAUAGAUAAUUAUAGACCCUAAUACAAAGAAGAAGUUAACACUUCAAAAUACUUUACACAGAACUAUCAGAUUUCUCGCUCUAGUGUAGGUUGCAAUGGUUUGUUUUUCCAGCAAAUGCACUAAUCCAACCUUUGAGAAUAUGUUGAAGACUGGAGCAUAAAAUGGAGGAUGUAAAGUGGGAAUCACAUCACUUGUAAUCUUGGUAAUGCAUGAACUUGGCCUUUUCAGGUCAGAACUAUCUCUGCCCUGUUUGUUGACAGUCAGAGCUCACUAACCCUCAUGAACCUGUGGGUUUCUGCUCUGAGGCAGAAAUAUGGGCAAAACGAAAAAAAGAGAUUCUGGAGCUGUUGGGAAAUUAAAUGUAAGAAAUGAGUUUGUAUUAAGUGUCACUAUAACUAAACUCCACUUUUAGCAUGUGUAAUCACCUCUACAUACUGUAUAUGUAUAUAGAAUAUGUCUGAAAGUUAACUAUAAUUGAUUUUUGUUUUUAUGCAUAGGAGUUCAUUAAAUGCGUUGAUACUAAUGUGAUUGUACCACAGUAGGUUGUGAGGCUAACAGGAAGUGUCUAUGGUUAACAGGAAGUGUUUAAUGAAAGGAAGGAAUAUUCGGUUGAAGAUUUCAUUCAACGAGCCGAUGUUACUCUAGGUGCUUCUGAUCUAUAUGCAAUAUUUCCUAAACGAUAAGCACUCUAAAAACCAAAUGUACCUGUCUAACCUUAAUUGGCAAAAAUAAAUGUCGCUGACCUUUCCACACUGCACACACCUUGAGCACAAAAUAUUGUUAUACUUGUAUGUGAGUCGACCUGUAAACCUCAGCAUUUGCUCUGAUACUGGACUGUGCUGGUAGUCACUUUGGUUACAUAAAUUAGUGUACCAAUACUUCCACAGAGCCGUUUUUUUACAACGCCUUACUAAACAAAAUGUUAUAUAACAUUAAACACAAGGGAAGUUGUUAUAAAUUCUUGUCUCGUGAAAAGCUUGAUAUUAAUUUUUAAUAAAAAAGAAAGAUUAAGA
Molecule: messenger RNA, 3668 nt
Organism: Gambusia affinis (western mosquitofish)
Lineage: Eukaryota; Metazoa; Chordata; Actinopteri; Cyprinodontiformes; Poeciliidae
Gene: prrg1
Product: proline rich Gla (G-carboxyglutamic acid) 1
Exons: 4
Coding region: 127-762 (211 amino acids)
Cellular component (GO): extracellular region
Molecular function (GO): calcium ion binding
Source: RefSeq, a predicted model, not a curated record